UAUUUAAUAAAAGUGUUUUAAUAUUCAAAUGGUGUAUAACUAAAUUGAAGAAUAUAACAACAAAUUCAAAGUGCUGUGCUAAUACGUCGUAAAUAUGGAGCACGGCUCAAGUAUAUUCAAGAUAAAUCAAGACUAUAACAUCGAGUCUGGUAAGAAUUUUACACGCGGUGAAGUCGUUGAAAUAAUCAAAACAAAUACUAAUGGAUCCUUGGAACCUGAUAGGAUCAAAGCAAUACCGAAAGAAAACCCAAAUACAAAAUGGUAUGUGCGUACAAUUGGAAAUAAAAUAAUUUCUAAAGAGGGUUGGAUACCUAUUAAAAUAUUGGAUUUAAAUACUACUCCAAAUUCUGGUGCUAUCACAAAUACUGAAACAUACUAUCAGAGGCAAGCAACAGUUUGUGAGCUUGUUGAAACCGAAGAAGAGUUUGGAAGAGAUCUGCAAGUUGUUGUAGAUCGCUACAUAAAAACAAUAGAUAAAUUGAAGGCACCAAAAAUAUUACGGGAUAACAAAAAUUUAAUAUUCAGCAAUUUACAAGAAAUUUGCGAAUUUCACAAUAAAGUAUUAAUAGAGGGAUUAAAAUAUUGUGCAGAUCAGCCUGCAGUUAUAGCAAAAACUUUUUUGAGAUUAGAGAGAGAUUUUGACAAACAUGUUAAUUAUUACAGAGCUGAAGUUGAUGCUCAAAAUUUUUUGAGCUCUAAUUCGGAAGUUGCAGAUCACUUUAAGGAAAUAUCGCGUAAAUUUGGCGACGAUAAAAAUUUAUCAGAACACCUUAAACUUCCUAUCCAGAGAAUUAAUGACUAUCAGCUUAUCUUAAAGGAAUUACUUAAAUACUCGUUGAUUUUAAAUGAAAACGUAAAAGAUUUACAAAAGGCUUUAGAAUUAAUGCUUAGUAUUCCUAGCAAAGCUUAUGAUAACAUAUAUCUAACAAAUAUUGAGGGUUAUAAGGGUGAUAUUCGUAAAAUUGGGCGUCUUUUAUCGCACGAUACGUGGUCUGUGGUAGACAAGGAAAAUAAAUCAGUCGAACGAUAUUUAUUUUUAUUUAAAUCACGAAUUUUAAUUUGCACUACUCAAUUAAUAAGUGAUGAACAGCAAAUAUACAUCUUAGACGAUAUUGUAAGAUUGCCUGAUUGUGAUGUACAAUCAAUUAAUAAUGCUAUACAAAUCUUAAAUAAAGACGGAAAGAAUAAUACCGCAUUACCGAUUAAACUAAUAGCUCACAAGCCAGAUAAUCACAUUCUUUGGUAUCAGGAAAUAUGUUCACACAGUAAUGACGAACUAACUUUUGUGGAACAUAAUACGGAUGAUAUUAAAAAAGAUCAACAGUAUAUCUUUAAUAAGGAAAAGUAUCAAAUAGUUUCGAAUUCACCAAAUAUACAAUCAUCGAAAAAUAUAAGUGCAGUUGCAAUUCCCGCAACGACAAUCACCAUAAACGACAACGAAAACACCUUAAAAAUGAACUCCGAGGAAAAGAAAAUUGACGACAUUCAAAUAAUUGAUAACAAAAAUAUAUCAAUUAAAAGUGAAAUUUGUUCUACUUUGACAACAAGCAGUGAAAUAAUAACAGAAAUCAGUCAAAAAAAAGAAGAAAUCAGUAUUCAAAAGAAAGAAGAAGUCAGUAUGCAAAAACAAGAAGAAAUCAUUAGUACACAAAAUAUCGAAGUUAAUACUAAACACGAAAAUAAAAUAGAUAUAAUUCAAGAAGAUACCCAGCCUUGCAAAAGGAUUAAGAUUUCUGACCAGAAUGGCGAAGAGAAACCCGAAGAGAGCGCAACUUCUAAAAAAGAAGUUAAUAAUAUCGGAGAAAGUACUGAAAAUACUUCACAUAAUGAGAUAAACGUGGAAACUGCUAAUAUAACAAAAACGGAGUGUAUUUCAAAUAUGGAAACUACUAACAUGACUAAAACGGAGUGUAUAUCUAAUGAAGGUGAAAGUAUAAGCAGUUUAGUAUCAGCAUCAGAUAUGGGAGAUUCUAAACUAAAGAGGUCCGGUCGAAGAUCGGAUGGCGAUGGUGUACCAAAGGAAUCGCGUUCGAUUAAGAAACCAGAAAUUGUAAAAAUGUUAAAAAGCAUUCAAGUCCAACCUGGAGAAACAGCUCAUUUCGAGAUACAGUAUUUGGAGAAACCAGCAACUGUAGUCUGGUAUAAAGAUAACAAGUUGCUUGAUGAUCAGUUGGCUGAUCGUGUCCUGCAAAAGGAGGCACCGAAUAGUUCAUAUCGUUUGGAAAUAAAAAAUUGCAGAGCCCUUGACUCUGGCACUUAUACUGCGAAAGCGCAAACAGCUACUGAAUCUACAACGUGCUCAGCUCAGCUCGCUGUGGAACAAAGUGCACAGCAUGAUGACCAAGCUACUAACAUACCACCAGUUUUUGUUGUCAGUCUUAAAGACGCUGAAAUGUUAGAAAAUUCUCUAUUCAGAUUUUUGAUUAAAAUCAAUGGUGAUCCAAAACCUAAAGUAACUUUCUAUAAGGAUGACAAAGAGAUUAAUUCAAAAGAUAAAAGAGUUGAAAUUAUACGUGAAAAGGAUUAUUUAGGCUAUUAUGAAUUAGUUAUUAACGAUGUACUAAAAUCCGAUGCUGGUGUUUAUACCUGUAAAGCAGUCAAUAGUCUAGGAAAAGCUGAAUGUACAGCUAAUGUAACAACAGUGGAAGAUAAAAAUCCAUUUGGUUCUUUGAGCGGUCAAAUUUUGCCUGCAGGUGAAAAAUCGAAUUUUACAUGGAAACGAAAUGGUGUUGAGUUUGAUCCUGAAGAACGAUUCAAAGUACUCUUUGGAGAUGAUGAAGAUUCCUUAGCACUUGUAUUUCAACAUGUUAAACCUGAAGAUGCAGGUAUUUAUACCUGCGUUGCCCAAACUUCUACUGGUAACAUAUCGUGCAGUGCUGAGCUCUCCGUUCAGGGUGCUGUACAGACACUCUAUAGAGAACCAGAAAAACCAACAUUAGUCAUAGAACAUCGUCAAGCGAAUGCAAGCGUCGGUGGAACUGCAAUUCUUGAGUUGCAAUGCAAAGGUUUUCCCAAGCCGGCAGUACAAUUUAAGCAUGAUGAUAAACUUAUCGAAAUUGAUGACCGUCACAAAUUCUUGUAUGAGGAUGAUGAAACCAUGUCUCUGCUCAUUAAAAAUGUUGGUACACAAGAUGCAGGCUUGUAUACGAUACAUGCAGUUAAUGAACUAGGUGAAGAUCACUCGACUAUUGAUCUUGUUAUUAGCGCUCCUCCAAAAAUAAAGAAAAUUAAAGAUAUCACAUGUGUAGCUGGAGAAAAUGUUCAAAUCAAAAUCGAAGUUGAAGGUUUCCCUAAACCAACUAUUGAAUUAACAAACAAUGGUAAAGAUAUUUCCAUCGAGAAAAAUGUCAAAAUUCAUUCAAAAACUAUUGAGAAGAGCACAGAAGAAAUUUUAAUAGAAAUUUCUAGCAUAAAAUUGACUCAAGCUGGUAACUAUUCAAUACGAGCAACAAAUGACUUAAGUCAAACAUCAGAGUUUUGGAAAUGUACAGUGCAAUCAAAACCAGUAUUGGUGAAAUCUCUUGAGGAAGAAUACAUACACGGCGAACAGGAAACUGUUAUAAUGAGUGUAAGGAUCGAUGGAUUCCCAGAACCUGAUAUAAGUUGGUAUCAAGAAGAAACCAAAAUAACUAUAGAUAAUAGUAAAUAUAUACAAACUGUGGAUGGUAAUAUGUACUCAUUGAAAAUAAAAGGUGUCUCUCGUGUUGAUGCUGGUAAAUAUAAGGUAAAAGCUGAAAAUGCUCAUGGUUCCAUCACAAGCGAUACAAAUUUGUUAAUCAAAUGUGCUCCGGAGGUAACAAAAAAAUUGACAAAUAUUAUUGUAACUGAAGGUGAUACGAAUGUAAUGCUUAAUAUUGGCAUCGAUGCAUAUCCAAAACCCAGUGCGAAGUGGUAUAUUGAUGGUAUAGAAAUCGAAUCGAAACGUGAAGAUUAUCGAAUGACUGAAGCUAAUGAUGAAUAUAAAUUAAUUCUGAACACUGUCACACCAUCAAUGCAAGGCACAUAUUGUUGUAAAAUAAUGAAUGAUUAUGGAAAAGUUGAAAGCACUUGUGAAGUCACUGUUCAUUCAAAACCGAAGUUUAGAAAAGCUUUAAAAAAUGUGGAAAUUAAUGAAAAUGAUUCAUUAACUUUAGAGAUAGAAGUUGCCGGUAAUCCAGAUCCUGUACUAAAAUGGUUUAAAGAUGGAGUCGAUGUUAGUGCAGAUGCUAAUAUUAAAAUUACACGAAGUCAAUGGAGUUCUGAAACAUAUUGUCUCAGCUUGGAUAUCUGUAAAGUGCAGCAUGCAGGGAAAUUUGAAGUUAAAGCCGAAAAUUCAAUAGGCAAGGCAUCAUGUAGCUGUGAUGUUACUGUAUUAACCAAUUCAUCACUUACACAAUCUAAAAAAGUGGAGCAAACUGUGACAGAUAGUCACCAACCAGAACAAGGGGCAAUACCGGAAAUUUUACAUGCUGACAUUAUUGAAAAGCAGAGCUAUGAGUCCUUACCUUUGAAAUAUGAAAUUAUUGCUCGAGGUAUUCCUAAGCCUGAAGCCAUCUGGUAUCAUAAUGGAAAAGAAAUUAAACCUAACAGUAAUAUUGCAAUUAUAAAUGAAGGUGAAAAGUAUCGAUUAGAGAUUAAAGAACUUAAACUUGAAGAUGCAGGCGAUUACAAAGUCGUUAUUAAAAAUAAAUGUGGAGAACAAAUACAUCAAGGAAAGCUUUCUUUAUUAGGUGUUGCUGAAUAUCGUAAACCAAUAUUAAAAAAGAAAUUGGAAGAUGUAGAAACUAUAAAAGAUAAAGAAGUGCUUUUAACAGUUGUGUUCACAGCGGAUCCAUUACCAGAAAUAAUUUGGUUUAAAGAUGGAAAAAUAGUUAAAGCAGAUGAAGCACUAUUGCUUAAAGUAGAAGCCAAAGAAUUAGAGUAUGGACUAAAAGAAUAUACAUGCAGUUUGGUCUUACCCAAAUCUCGACAUACUGAUUCUGGUCGAUAUGAAGUUAUAAUAAAAAAUAAAUACGGUGAAGUUGAAUCCAAUUGUGUAGUAAAUAUAAAAUCCAAACCAGAAAUCCUCAACUUAAAGGAUGCAUCAUGUGUUCCGUUUGAAACUGUUUGCUUCAAUGCUGAAGUGAUUGCAAAUCCAAAGCCUAAAGUUACAUGGACGAAAGGUAAUGAAAAUCUUUGCAACAAAUCAAAUUGCGAAGUAAUUGCCGAUGUGGAUGCCGAUAAGUAUAGACUUCUGUUUCAAUCUGUCAAACCAUCGGAUGUUGGAAAAUAUUCAUUGACUGCUUCUAAUGAAUUGGGUACUACAACACAAGAAUUCAACUUAAAUGUGCAUGUUGACAAACCAUCUUUCAUUACACCUCCAUCGGAUCAAUCCAUUGCUGAGCUUAAUCCCAUUGCAGUAUCAGUUCUUGUACAUGGUGUUCCACAGCCAACACUUGCAUGGAAAAAAGAUAAUGAAUUUAUUGAUUUUACUGCUAUUAAUGAAGCAACUAAAGAAAAAAUUUACAAAGAAGAAUUCGCUGCUCUAUCUAAUAACCAAGUAUCUGGUAAAUUAGAAAUUCCACAUUUUAGAUCUGAAGAUGCCGGCAUAUAUAUGGCAGUAGCUAAAAAUGAUGUUGGUACGACAGAAGCUCCAUUUAAACUUUCGUUACAACUCAUACCUCCAUGCGUUCUAAAGAAAUUCGACGAAAUAAUGGAAGUGUCACAAGGCGAGCCUUUGGUAUUGGAAUGUGUAACCAAUGGAAGUCCUAUCCCACUUAUACAAUGGUUUAAAGAUGGUGAAGAAAUACAUCCUGGUGAACACAUUAAAAUCACAUCCGUUCCCGGAAAGCUCAAAUUAGAAAUCGAACAUGCAUUACCAAACGAUUCUGGUGCUUACAAACUUGUUUUAUCAAACCCUUGUGGAACAGAAGUUGCUCUCUGUGCAGUUGCAGUAAAACCUACCCCUAUGAGUCCAAUUUUCAUCUCACCUAUAAAAAAAUGUCAAGCUGCAGUAGUUGGACAACCACUUUCUUUGUCUGCUCAAGUGCUAGGUUUUCCUACUCCUGAAGUUAUUUGGUAUAAGGAUGGAGUGCAGUUACGUCCAUGUGAAUACAUCAACUUUGUUAAUCAACCUGAUGGUCAAAUUGGUUUAAUUAUUGAUUCGGCUGAACUUGAAGAUGCCGGAUUAUAUAAAUGUUUAAUUCAAAAUGAGUUGGGUGAAGCUGAAUCGCCUUGUGAAGUUACUGUCUGUGAUCAAGAAAGAGAACCACAAUUUGUUGCGGAAUUACAAAAUACAAACGUAGUUGAAGGAUUCCCAUUAAAAAUGACUGUCAAAACUAUGGGUAAUCCUACUCCUACUCUUAAAUGGUUCCACAAUGGUCAAGAAAUAUUACCACAAAAUAAGCAAGUUGCUUUCAUUGAAAAUCCUGAUUUAAGCCAGAGUAUGAUUAUUGAAAAGGCUACGCAAGCUGACAGUGGUUUAUAUGAAGUGGUUGCAAUAAAUGAUAAGGGCAGUACACCAUCAAAGGCUGUAGUGACUGUCCUACCAAUUACUAAUGAAAGUAAAGCCGAAGAAGCGCCGCUAUUUGUUUCAUCUAUCAGUGAUGUUAAUGUAAGUGAAGGUGAACCAUUAGUAUUAUCGGCAUCGAUUUUGGGUAAUCCCAUACCAGAAGCCAUAUGGUCAAAAGAUGGUAUACCCUUACAACCUAAUGAGCGUACAUUAAUGACUUGUGAUGGAGAUAGUGUCGGUUUAACUAUAAGUCCUGCUGAAGUUGCUGACACAGGAGACUAUUCCUGUUUGCUUGCGAAUCCACUUGGUGAAGAUAUCGCAACAUUUAAAGCAAACGUACACAAAAUCUUUAAAAAGCCUGCUUUUACACAGAAGAUUUGUAAUCAGGAACAAGUUUUAAAUAACGAUGCGAAAAUUCCAGUUACAGUAUCAGGAGUACCUCAACCAGAAGUGGAAUGGUUCUUCCAGGACAAACCAAUUAAAGAUGGAGACAAGUAUGUAAUCAAAAGUGAUGGAGAUCACCAUACUUUAACCGUGAAAAAUUGUGCAAAACCAGAUCAUGGUAUCUAUAAAUGUAUUGCUACUAAUAAAGAAGGAAAAGACGUUACGCAAGGUAGCUUAGAUGUCGUAGAUGAAAAGAGAACUCACAGUCGUAUGGAACCACCAGCGUUUCUUAAAAAAAUUGCUGAUUGUAAUAUAUAUGAAGGUAUGACUGCGAAAUUUACAGCAUGUGCUACUGGUUAUCCUGAGCCUGAAGUGGAGUGGCUCAAAAAUGGACAUAUUUUGCAACCGUCUGACAAGAUUUUAAUUGAAAAUCAACCAAAUGGAUUACUACGUCUUGCAAUUAAAAAUAUGGAUGAAACAGAUGCAGGUAGAUAUUCUUGUCGGAUAUAUAACGCGCAUGGAGAAGAUUUAUGUGAUGCUAAUUUAAUAUUUGAAGAACCCGAGCAUCGCGGUCCCAGGUCUAUUGCAGAUCAAUAUGCAGAUCAUAAGCAAAAAAAGCCAGGCUUACCUUUGCCGUUAUCAGAAAAGCCAUCUAUCUCUCGUCUAACGGAUAAUGACUUGCGACUUUUCUGGAAACCAUCUGUAUCGUCUACACCACGUUUUCCGGUUACUUACCAGGUAGAAAUGAUGGAUUUGCCAGAUGGUAAAUGGCGAACCGCUUUAACUGGAAUUCGGUCUUGUUCUUGUGAUAUUAAAAAUCUCCAACCUUUCCAAGACUAUAGGUUUAGAGUGCGAGUAGAAAAUCAAUAUGGUGUUAGUGAUCCUAGCCCUUAUGUGCAAACAUAUAAGGAUAAAUUAUUUUCAGAUAUACCCAAAAUAUACAGUUAUAUGCCAUCUGGAAGCGAUUUCAGACCACAUACGUCACCUUAUUUGCCGAAAGAUUUUGAUAUUGAGAGACCACCACACGGAAAACUUGCACAUCCUCCAGAGUUCAUUAGAAGAGAAAAUGAUAUUUGUUAUGGCGUAAAAGGCCAUAAUACCGAACUGUCAUGGUUUGUUUAUGGUUAUCCAAAACCAAAAAUGACCUACUAUUUUCAUGAAGAGCCUAUAGAAUCGGGAGGUAGAUUUGGCUCGAGUUAUACAAGAAAUGGACAAGCAACACUCUUCAUAAACAAAAUGCUAGAUCGAGAUGUGGGUUGGUACGAAGCUGUCGCAACGAACGAACAUGGUGAAGCCCGACAACGUGUACGCUUAGAAAUAGCUGAACAUCCAUACUUUAUUAAACGUCCUAAUGAGACCUUUGUAAUGAAUCGUAAGAUGAUACGCUUAGAAGCUCGUGUUGCAGGCAUACCAACACCUGAUAUUAAAUGGUUUAAAGAUUGGCAACCUUUAGCAGAAAAUAAUAGACUAAAAAUGAUGCAUUUUGAACCAGAUACAUAUGUAUUGAGUAUAACUGACUCUAUGCUAAGAGAUGAGGGCAUUUAUUCCAUUAGCGCUAAAAACAUAGCUGGUUCCGUAAGCACAACCGUAAUGGUUCAUGUAGAAGAUGAUGAAGAUAAAUACAUCUAUAAAACUUAUGGAAAACAACCAUAUGUUAGAGUCAAACAAACUCGUUAUGAAGAUAAAUAUGAUAUUGGCCAUGAGUUGGGACGUGGUACACAGGGCAUAACAUAUCAUGCUGUAGAGCGUGCCACUGGUGAUAACUAUGCUGCAAAAAUCAUGUAUGGCAAACAUGAACUGCGCCCAUUCAUGCUAAAUGAAGUCGAUAUAAUGAAUAUGUUAAGUCACAGAAACUUAACACGCCUACAUGAAGUUUUCGAUCAUGAUCGACUUGUUACGAUUAUAAUGGAACUAGCAGCUGGUGGAGAACUUGUAAGAGAUAAUUUAUUAAGAAAAAGUUUUUAUACUGAACGUGAUAUAGCAGGUUAUAUACGGCAAGUUUUAUAUGGACUUGAACAUAUGCACGAUAUGGGUGUAGCUCAUUUGGGACUUACGAUAAGAGAUUUACUAAUUUCAAUUCCCGGAAGCAACAAUCUCAAGAUAACAGAUUUUGGCUUAGCGCGUAGAAUUAAUUUGCACAACUUAGGCACAUUGGAUUUCGGAACACCAGAAUUCGUUUCUCCAGAAUGUGUAAAUAAAAAAUAUGUUGACUAUUCACAUGAUAUGUGGUCUGUAGGUGUUAUAACUUACAUAUUAUUAAGUGGCCGAAACCCAUUUUUGGGUGCUACCGAUAGAGAAACUUUGUAUAAUAUAAGAGAUGGUUUCUGGGAUUUCAGUGAUUCCAUAUGGACUCAUAUUUCGGAAGAAGGUCGUGAUUUCAUACGAAGCCUACUAGUCUAUAAUUCAAGUGAAAGAAUGGACGUGAAAACAGCUCUUAAACAUCCAUGGUUCUUUAUGUUGGAUAAGACGCAUAUUCGUGAUGAUUAUCAAAUAAGCACUGAUAAUCUUAGGAAUUACUAUUACGGAUUAGGCAAAUGGUAUGCAAAUGCUUCAUGCCGACACUACUUCCGUCGUAGACGUUUAAGCACUUGUUACGAACAUCCAUCACAAAUGGUUUAUCCUCCAGGCCAUAUUUAUACUCCAGAACCAACACCUGAAAGAAGUAGUAGCGUAGUUAAAACAAGAUAUGAAGAAAGUGUUUCUAAGUAUUUGCAUCCAGAUUAUGAGUUAGGAUUAUUCCAAUCUGAAAGCCAUUAUCAGUAUGGUCCAGAUACAUAUUUAUUGCAACUGCGUGAUGUUGGCUUCCCAGUUCGUUUACGUGAGUAUAUGAAAGUCGCUCAUAGGAGACUACCCUCUUUUGCCAUAAACGAUUGUGUGGAUUGGUCAUUGCCUGUUAUACGAGAACGUCGACGCUUUACUGAUAUUAUGGACGAAGAAAUUGAUGAUGAACGCACUCGCAGCCGUAUAAGCAUGUACUCAAUGAAUGACUCUUAUACAAUAAGAAGAUUACGAACUGAGUUAGGUCCACGUUUAGAUGAAUAUACUGAAGCAGAUGCUCUUAUGGAAGCAAAACGAACUGGCUAUCCACCAUUUUUCAGAGAAAAACCACAAGCCUUGGCUAUUUCGGAAAAUAAACCAGCACAUAUACACUGUUUUGCUGUUGGUGAUCCUAAACCAAGUGUGCAAUGGUUUAAAAACGACAUGGUGAUCACAGAAAGCAAACGUAUUAAAAUCCUUAACGAUGAAGAUGGACGAUCUAUAUUACGUUUCGAUCCUGCUGUACAUAUGGAUGUUGGAAUUUAUAAAGCUGUUGCUAGAAAUAAAAUUGGUCAAACUGUUGCCAGGUGCCGUAUUGUAGCAGCCACUCUUCCUGAUGCCCCAGACUCAAUUGAAAUUUCUGGCGUUAGUGGUAGUGAGAUUCUUCUUAAAUGGAAACAACCUCGCAACGAUGGCCAUUCUUCGGUACUUUGUUAUAGUCUUCAAUUCAAGGAAAUAAAUAGUGACACAUGGACAACGAUUGCUGAUAACAUAAAUCAUGAAUUCUAUUUAAUAAAAAAUUUGAAAUCUGACACUCACUAUCAGUUAAGAUUAUCUUCUAGAAAUGUUAUUGGCUGGAGUGAAAUGAGUGGCGUGAUUGAUGCUGUAACUGCAACAAACGAUGCACCAUAUAUUCAGAUAUCUAAAGCAAUGCUGCAAUUGCAACACAUUACAGAAAGUGGUAAAAAAAUUGAUAUCGAAGAAGAACGCGUGCAUAUGGACUACGAAUGCGAACGGGAUCCACCCAAUUGGGUUAGCGAUAUUCGACUUAGUGAUAAAUAUAGUUUUAUUUCAGAAAUAAAUCGUGGUGAAUUUAGUGCUAUUGUCAAAGGAAUACAAAAAUCUACUGACGCCGUUAUUAUAGCCAAAAUAUUUGAUAGAAAUAAUGAAACUGAGCAUCUAAUUGACACGGAAUUUGAAAAUUUCAGAAGCUUACGACAUGAACGUAUUGCUGCUCUGCUGGCUGCAUACAAACCACAAAAUGUGCCUAUCGCAGUAUUUGUUAUGGAAAAGUUACAGGGCGCCAAUAUUCUUACUUAUUUUAGCACUCGUAAUGAAUAUACAGAACAGAUGGUCUCAUGUGCUAUUACACAAAUCUUAGAUGGUUUACAAUAUUUACAUUGGCGUGGUUUCUGUCAUCUCGAUAUACAGCCUGACAAUAUUGUAAUGGCAUCAGUGAGAGCACUCCAAAUUAAAUUGGUAGAUUUUGGCUCAGCUAAAAAAAUUAGUAAAUUAGGUGGCAAAGUGUUACCUAGUGGUGUACUCGAUUUCCAACCACCUGAAAUGGUUAACGAGGAUCUUAUCUUUCCACAAAGUGACAUAUGGUCAGUUGGUGUUUUAACAUAUUUAUUACUGUCUGGUUACAGUCCAUUCCGUGGUGCAGACGAUAACGAAACUAAACAAAAUAUAUCAUUUGUAAGAUAUCGAUUUGAAAAUCUAUUCAGAGAAGUAACUCCUGAAGCUACACGUUUUGUUAUGUUCUUGUUUAAACGCAAUCCAACAAAACGACCUUAUGCUGAAGACUGCUUGGAACAUCGUUGGCUUAUGUCUUCAGACUAUAUGAUCAAGAAACGUGAAAGAGCUAUAUUCCCAGGCUCCGCCCUUAUGGAUUUCUGCAAUGUAUACAAUGAAAUGAAGGCUGCCAAAUCUUCAGAAGCAAAACCGUUAUCAUUAGUAGAAGGAUCAGUAACAGCACAACUAUUAAGAUCUAACAGCAUUCAAGAGGAAUUAUGCGCUGGCUAUUAAAAGUACAUUACAUGAAAUGAAUUAUGAAAUGUUCCCAACGAAAGCUUAAUAAUUGUAAAAAAAAUAUAAAUAAUAUAUAUAUAUAUAAA
Messenger RNA from Teleopsis dalmanni, 11724 nucleotides. RefSeq names its product obscurin (gene Obsc). Bases 95 to 11635 code for a protein of 3846 amino acids. Gene Ontology annotation, biological process: homophilic cell-cell adhesion; protein phosphorylation. Gene Ontology annotation, cellular component: plasma membrane. The transcript is spliced from 39 exons. Lineage: Eukaryota; Metazoa; Arthropoda; Insecta; Diptera; Diopsidae. Gene Ontology annotation, molecular function: protein binding; protein kinase activity; ATP binding. The record is from RefSeq and is a predicted model, not a curated record.